Molecule: messenger RNA, 897 nt
Organism: Condylura cristata (star-nosed mole)
Lineage: Eukaryota; Metazoa; Chordata; Mammalia; Eulipotyphla; Talpidae
Exons: 6
Coding region: 1-897 (298 amino acids)
Biological process (GO): immunoglobulin production; immune response
Source: RefSeq, a predicted model, not a curated record
AUGAGGUUCCCUGCUCAGCUGCUGGGGCUGCUGGUGCUCUGGACCCCAGGAUCAAGUGGGGAGGUUGUGCUGACCCAGACCCCCCUCUCUCUGGCCGUCGCCCCUGGGGAGCAGGUCUCCAUCUCCUGCAGGGCUAGUCAGAGCCUAGAAUAUAAUGGACUCAACUUUUUGAACUGGUACCUGCAGAAGCCGGGUCAGUCUCCAAGGCUCCUGAUUUAUGCAGCAUCCAACAGGGCAACAGGGGUCCCUGACAGGUUCAGUGGCAGCGGGUCAGGGACAGAUUUCACCCUGAAGAUCAGCAGCCUGGAGCCUGAGGAUGCCGCCACUUACUACUGUCAGCAGGCUAAUGAUUUCCCGCUCACAGCGACUGUUUUCCGGGCUUCUGUGCGGCCUCCGGGUCUGUUGUCGGACAUGACGCUGCUGCCCUCCUCGCCGCCGCUGGACCGGCGCCGCGGAGCGGGACGUGAGGAGCUGGGAGCUUCCGGCCUCCGCUGCUUCUGCGGACCGGGCUCCUCAGGUCAGCUUGUCAGCAUGAGGUUCCCUGCAGAGCUGCUGGGGCUGCUGCUGCUCUGGAGCCCAGGGGCCAGGGGUGACAUCCAGAUGACCCAGUCCCCACCCUCCGUGUCUGCAUCUCCGGGAGACAGAGUCACCAUCUCUUGCCGGGCCAGUCAGGACAUCAGCAAAUAUAUAGCCUGGUACCAGCAGAUACCUGGGCAGGCUCCUAAGCUCCUCAUCUAUGAUACCUCCAAUCUGCAACCCGGGGUCCCCUCCCGCUUCAGUGGCAGCGGAUCUGGGACAGAUUUCACGCUCACCAUCAGCAGCCUGGAGCCUGAGGACGUCGCCACUUACUACUGUCAGCAGCGUAAAAGUUACCCUCCCACAGUGACACAGGCCUGA